AGGUUUGAAAGCGCGAAUAUCCGUCGAAUAUCCAACUUGAAACUGUCUUUACCUCUGUUGUCUUAUCUUAUAUUUUCAUUCGCUUUAAUAAUGUAGCGAUAUCGCGGAUAUCGCGGACAUCGCAACAAUAAGAUACAUCAUUGAUAAGAACACAUUUUGGCCAGGACAGCCCACAUCUAGGCAUAUAAUAAAACAUUUGCUUAUUAAUUUUAGAAACUAAAUCGCGAAUUUGCUUGAACACCAUAAAGUGGGCGGGAUAAGAGGCGUGCACAUUUUUCAUGUUUAUUUUUGGCAUCCAUAUCCGUUCCUCAAUCUAAUCGAUUUGAAAAAUUAAUUUAAAACGGUUCUUUACAAAACUCUGCCAGCCUUCAUAAGUAUAAGCUGUAGCUCUCCGCUCGCAUUUCACCAAAAUGCAGGCCAAUGGUAUCUCCAACGUAAUUUUACCAGAAGUGAAGGACCUAGGGAGAGCGCUGUGCAUCAUCACCGGGGCGUCCAAAGGAUUUGGCCGAACCAUAGCGAAAGAGAUUUCCCUGUUGCUCAAACCGAGGUCGGUGCUUGUUUUGGCGGCUCGCUCCGAUGAGAAAUUGCGGGAACUCCAGACAAAUUUGGCUUCGUCGGAUGCGGGCAGGGCAGGGUUGGUAACUCGUUGUGUUGUCGUAGACCUGGGAAUGAAAGAAGGGGUGGAAAGUGUCAUCAGGGCGGCGAAAGAGAUUUCCUCCGAGGAUAUUGACCAUCUCAUACUGAUAAACAAUGCUGCCUCUCUGGGAGACGUGUCGCGCUAUGCCCAGAGCUUCACCAACAUGGCGGAGGUGGACUCCUACCUGUCACUCAACGUAAGCUCCGCCCUCAGCCUGACAGCCGGCCUGCUGCAGGUGUUCCCACGACGACAGGGGCUGCGGCGCUGUGUAGUCAACGUGAGCUCGCUGUGUGCCCUGCAGCCCCUCCCCUCCUGGGUGCUGUACUGCACAGGCAAGGCAGCCCGAGACAUGAUGUUCCGUGUGCUGGCAGAGGAGGAGCCGGACCUCCGUGUACUCAACUAUUCCCCAGGUCCCCUGAACACGGACAUGCAGGUGGAGGCCAGGGACUGCACGGCAGACCCUGGCGUGAGGAAGUCCUUCUCAGUCAUGCUCUCCCAGGGUCAGCUGCUCACCUGUGAAGACUCCUGUGCUAAGCUAAUGAAGGUGCUGCUGGAGGAUGACUACCCCUCCGGAGCACACCUUGAUUUCUAUGAUCUGUAGGGAGAGAGGGGGGAACUAGAAGACACAGUGGGGCUCAGACUGGAGAUGAAUAUUUCUGGUGUAGGUACAAUUUUAUAGCCAGAACAACUGGUACUGGUUCAGAUUAGUUAGUUCGCUUCAAAGAUGGUUUUGGGUUAAUAAGAUCUGAUUCUAAACCUGUUUUGAGUGAACCUUUUACCGAAUCAGAAGGAAACAUGGAGAAGGAAGGUUGAAGAUGUUUCCGUCAUCCAAAGCCAUAGGCCUACUGUAGUUACUGAGUUUGGCAAACUAUCCUGAGUCCAUGUUAGGGCCUAACAUUCCAUCCCAUGACAGUACUGUUCUAAUUUGCCUUGGAACCUUUGGUACCAAAAUAGCAUAUAUUAAAGUACUUUAUCUCAAAAAGUUUACUGAACUCUAAACUGUGCAUUUUCUGAUCUGCCAUUUCCUAGUUGUUAGUGGUGCUGAUAUGCUUGUGUUUGUACGAAUGGUCACAGCCUAACAAAACCAAUGAAAUCAAGUAAAGGCUGCAACUUA
Molecule: messenger RNA, 1751 nt
Organism: Salvelinus sp. IW2-2015
Lineage: Eukaryota; Metazoa; Chordata; Actinopteri; Salmoniformes; Salmonidae
Product: sepiapterin reductase
Biological process (GO): tetrahydrobiopterin biosynthetic process
Molecular function (GO): sepiapterin reductase (NADP+) activity
Source: RefSeq, a predicted model, not a curated record